Strongyloides ratti is the source of this 378-nucleotide messenger RNA. RefSeq lists its product as hypothetical. The transcript is spliced from 2 exons. The coding region runs from base 1 to 378 and encodes 125 amino acids. The record is from RefSeq and is a predicted model, not a curated record. Lineage: Eukaryota; Metazoa; Nematoda; Chromadorea; Rhabditida; Strongyloididae.
AUGAUCUCGAAAAAAGAAGAUGUGGCAAUAGGAAACGCAAUAUGGAUUAUGAUGGAAAGAAUUGAAGAACACUGCAAACGGAUCUACAACAAGAAAAUGAACAGGAGGAGACAGGAACCGGACAUGGAGGAUGGACUAUCAACUGGAAUCAAUGGAGCCGCAAGCCUUCUCCGACUAUUCAUUCAAGAUAGGAUUACUCAUAAUCCUAAUGAAUGGUGCAAGACUGGAGGUGCUGUACAAAAUAAAGAAAGGAGACAUUCUGGUAUUCAACCACCCAACAACUGGAGAAACUUGAUGCCUUUUGAGGUACUAUGGAAAACGGAGAAACCUGAAAGCCAACCAUGUCUUUUCACCAACGUAUUACAAGAAUACGCUUAA